This is a messenger RNA of Aspergillus ruber CBS 135680, 717 nucleotides long. It is a transcript of the gene hhtA, whose product is annotated as histone H3. Gene Ontology annotation, molecular function: structural constituent of chromatin; DNA binding; protein heterodimerization activity. The transcript has 3 exons. Bases 1 to 411 code for a protein of 136 amino acids. Gene Ontology annotation, biological process: rRNA transcription. NCBI's taxonomy places the organism in Eukaryota, Fungi, Ascomycota, Eurotiomycetes, Eurotiales, Aspergillaceae. The record is from RefSeq and is a predicted model, not a curated record. Gene Ontology annotation, cellular component: nucleosome.
AUGGCCAGAACCAAGCAGACAGCCCGUAAGUCCACUGGUGGCAAGGCUCCCCGUAAGCAGCUCGCUUCCAAGGCUGCCCGCAAGGCCGCCCCUUCGACCGGUGGUGUCAAGAAGCCUCACCGCUACAAGCCUGGUACCGUCGCUCUCCGUGAGAUCCGUCGCUACCAGAAGUCCACCGAGCUCUUGAUCCGCAAGCUCCCCUUCCAGCGUCUCGUCCGUGAAAUCGCUCAGGACUUCAAGUCGGACCUCCGUUUCCAGUCCUCCGCCAUUGGUGCCCUUCAGGAGUCCGUUGAGGCCUACCUCGUCUCCCUCUUCGAAGACACCAACCUGUGCGCCAUCCACGCCAAGCGUGUCACCAUCCAGUCCAAGGACAUCCAGCUUGCCCGCCGUCUCCGCGGUGAGCGUUCUUAAGAGAUGCGCCUUAAUACUUGAUCUUUACUCGUUUCUAUUUGGGAAGGCGAUAAUGGGGUUUUGCUUUUUCUAAUUUCCUUUUUCAUGACUACUGGCGAUACAUGAUGGGUUUCUGCUUCAAAUAUCACUGGGUUCCGGCACUGGGUUUGUGUUUUGUUUUGCUUUGACUACCAUAAAUACUGAAGAGUCGUUGAGAUGCGGCUUGGUGGAUUUGGUCAAGGCUCGUCCGAUUGUACAUUAAAGCUAUCCACCGUGGUGUCUGUAACAAGCACCACUUCAUGAUGAAAUGCACUUUGAAAGCACUUU